AUGUCGAAUAACCAGUUCACUCCGAACCCUCUACGGCCGUAUUAUGUCCCUCCAGCUCACGACUUUCUCACCGGGAAGCUGUCUACGGCUACAAGCUCAUCAGCUACGACCCUUGCUUCUACAUCCGCCCGCAAUGCCGCUGCUGCUUCUCCGUCCUACAUCAGCUCCGCUACACGCGACAUGCUGUCCGACCUCGAUUACUCAGAAUAUCUCGAAACUCCGAGUGUUACUGUUAUGAUACGGGAUAUGAUCGAUACUGCCAUGAUGAGGUAUACUAGUGUGCUGAUAUUGCAGCCGUUUAAGGUAGCGAAGACGGUUAUGCAGUGUCAGUAUGUGCCUAGGCAACCUAGUGGGAAAGCUGGUGAACGAGUGGCAGGUACAGGAAGUCGGAGCAGACGGAGUAGCGAAGUCUCGCCUGGAUUUACAGAGUAUGGAGGAGAGUGGGGUGGUCAGGCAAAUGGCGAAGAUUCCGAAGACGACGAUCCACCAUAUUUCGCUUCAAACGACAAUGUUGAUGAAGCCGGAUCCUGGUCGGGGAGCCAAAGGAGGAAAAGAGAACGAGAUCCUAGUAGAGGCCGAAAGAUGACGGAUCGAAGCGGGAGGAUGAUCACCGAUGCUACAAAUGCAGCUCCUCAGACGGACAAACCAGAACAUUCGUGGCAGAUCAGUCCUCGGAAGGUUGGCUCGGUGGCAGACAUGUUGGGAGCAAUAUGGAAUAAGGAGGGUGUAUGGGGAAUAUGGAAGGGGUCGAACUCGACAUUCGUAUAUACAAUCCUGACGUCCACACUGGAGGCUUGGACACAAUCGUUCCUUUCAGCAGUAGUCAACAUUCCAGACCCUUCGAUAACAGAGGUCAUUGACUCCCCAUCCCCAAUAACAGCGCUAUGCAUUGUCGUAGCGUCUUCAGCUAUUACAGCACUUCUUCUCGCUCCGCUUGAUAUUGUUCGAACGAGAAUAAUUAUGGCGCCUUCAGACGACAAACCGCGGACCAUGCUUCCGCUCCUUCAGUCCCUACCAUCGUAUCUCUGCCCGCCAUCCCUCGCUUUCCCGACAGCCCUUCAUGCCGCACUCCCCGCCUUCAUUUCUACGGGUGUGCCUUACUACCUCCGUAUGAAUUACGGUAUCGACCCUGUUGUGCGCCCGGCUAUGUACACAAUGUGUACGUUCUUUUCAUCCACAGCAGAGCUAUUCAUCCGACUACCACUAGAAACCAGCUUAAGGAGAGGACAACUCGCUGUUGCCGCACCCAGAAAGACAAUUGUGCCAACUGGCAGUUAUUACGGGUCCUUCGGUACCCUGUGGAGCAUCUAUCAGACCGAGGAAAGCGGUGGGACGACCGGCAUCGAAGGACUAUAUAGAGGAUGGAAAGUUGGAAUGUGGGGUUUACUAGGCACAUGGGCAAUGGGAGCGUUCGGUGGGGCGACCGCGGGUGGAACCGGUGCGCCUUUCUAA
Orbilia oligospora ATCC 24927 is the source of this 1452-nucleotide messenger RNA. RefSeq lists its product as uncharacterized. The record is from RefSeq and is a predicted model, not a curated record. The transcript has 3 exons. Bases 1 to 1452 code for a protein of 483 amino acids. NCBI's taxonomy places the organism in Eukaryota, Fungi, Ascomycota, Orbiliomycetes, Orbiliales, Orbiliaceae.